AUCCCUAAUCUAUCUGCUCUCUGCGAACUGCGAAGGCCGAAGCGGAAGUGCGAAACUGCGAACUCCGAGUCUCCGACCAGCGACCGGCGCUACACCAACGACGGAGACCUGCGGGCUGCGGUUCGGCACUUCGGCACUUCGGCCUUCUCCCAGUCUGGCAGUCUCCCUACUCCGGUCUCUCUCCCUACUGCGGGUUACUAACAGAGUUCUAUUAGAUGUUUCUUGAAGGUGUCCUGAAAUACAACAGGUGCUACUCAGUUACGGGACUCUUUCGAGUAUUUUGAUUUUUGUUGUAGCUGCUUGGCUAGAGAAUGGAUAGGGAAGUAGGGUUGGAGCUUUCAAAUGAAGAAAAUCUUAUCCAACCAUUACUUAUUGCUUCAAAGUCUCCUACCAUAGAAAAGGCUCUAGAGCAGCUUAUUGACAUUGCCAAAACUGCAGAAGGUCGUUUGGACCUUGCUUCCCAAAAUAUUGUUUCCAAACUCCUGCAACUAUGCUCAUCUAUCGCAUAUCCUGCUGGUUGCUACAUCCUUUUGCCGGCUUUGAAGUUACUUAGAAACCUAUGUGCAGGAGAAAUAAGAAAUCAGAAUGCUUUUCUUGAACAAAAUGGAGCUGAAGUUGUCUCGACUAUUAUUAGAUCUGCUGGAUUUGCUUCUGAUUAUAAUGGCGAGAUUGUUCGAAUGGGGCUGCAACUCCUGGCUAAUUUUGUAUUGGCUGGUGGAGAACAUCAGCGUGCUGUUUGGUGCCAAUUCUUUCCACAUGGAUUCUUGAAUAUUGCUAGAGUAAGAAGUAGGGAAAGCUGCGAUCCCCUAUGUAUGGUUAUUUACACAUGCUGUGAGGGUGAUGAUGGGCUAUUAGCUGAUUUAUGUAAUGAGCAAGGGUUGGCAGUUGUCAUUGAAAUUAUACAGACUGCAUCUAUUGUUGAUUCGAUAGAAAAAUGGUUCAAGUUACUUAUAUCAAGAAUUUGCAUUGAAGAGUCCUGCACUGCAUCAGUUUUCUUCAAGUUAGGUCCAGAUUGUGGUGUCGAAAGUGGGCAUUUUGUUGCUGAACAAGCAUAUAUUUUGAGCAUCCUUUCAGAGAUACUGAACGAAAGCAUAGAGGGUAUAAUUGUAAACCCUGAUUUCGCCCCGUGCAUUCUUGGGAUACUGAGAAGUUCUAGCGGGGUUGUUGAUUUCUCCACUAGAGGGGAAACUGGUCUACCAACUGGCAAUGCUGUUAUUGAUGUUCUAGGGUACUCAUUAACCAUUUUGAGAGACAUUUGUGCCUGUGAUCAUCUCACUGGAGCUUCAGAUGAUGCCGUGGGCAUGCUAGUUUCAUCAGGACUAAUUGAAUUGCUGCUCGCUUUCCUCUCCAACCUUGAACCUCCAGCAACAAUUCAGAAAGCAAUGGACCGAGGGGAGAUCACGUCUUCUUCUCCAACUGCACGUUGCCCUUACAAAGGCUUCCGGAGAGACAUUGUCGCUGUGAUCGGAAACUGUGCAUACCGGAGAAAGCUGGUGCAGGAUGAAAUCAGAAAGAGAAAUGGUAUUAUUUUGUUACUACAACAGUGUGUUAGUGAUGAAGAUAAUCCGUUCCUGAGGGAAUGGGGCAUCUGGGCUGCAAGGAAUCUACUGGAAGGAAAUACAGAAAACCAAAAAGUAGUAACAGAUUUGGAGCUUCAAAGAAGUGUAGAUGUUCCUGAACUUGCUAGGCUUGGUCUCCGAGUAGAUGUAGACCCUACAACUCAUCGUGCAAAGCUUGUUAACAUACCCCACUCUGAGUAACCUAGGGGGUGUGGUUACUUAUUUCGGUCGGUUACGCGAGGGGUAACUUUUUUUCGGUUAUUAAUCAAAAACCGACCGAAAUCGAUGCUCACCCUUAACAAUUAGUCAAAGACCUCAAAUAUAUUAACUCUCUCUCUAUAUAUAUAUAUAUUGAUGGCCAUUACUCUAUGACAUUUC
Ipomoea nil (Japanese morning glory) is the source of this 1937-nucleotide messenger RNA. Its product is annotated as ataxin-10. Gene Ontology annotation, cellular component: cytosol. The transcript has 3 exons. NCBI's taxonomy places the organism in Eukaryota, Viridiplantae, Streptophyta, Magnoliopsida, Solanales, Convolvulaceae. The record is from RefSeq and is a predicted model, not a curated record. The coding region runs from base 312 to 1760 and encodes 482 amino acids.